Oncorhynchus kisutch (coho salmon) is the source of this 3362-nucleotide messenger RNA. RefSeq names its product CXXC finger protein 1b (gene cxxc1b). Gene Ontology annotation, cellular component: Set1C/COMPASS complex. NCBI's taxonomy places the organism in Eukaryota, Metazoa, Chordata, Actinopteri, Salmoniformes, Salmonidae. The coding region runs from base 660 to 2375 and encodes 571 amino acids. Gene Ontology annotation, molecular function: DNA binding; zinc ion binding. The transcript has 14 exons. The record is from RefSeq and is a predicted model, not a curated record. Gene Ontology annotation, biological process: positive regulation of DNA-templated transcription.
UUUCCGGCGUCGUCAACCCAGAUUGCGACCCUGAGCAGUUAUUUAGCUAGGUACUAUCGUUGAAGUUUGAUCAAGGAUUGCAAAUACAUCACAAAUGGUACCGUUAGUUAGCUAAAUUAAUGCAAAUACAUGCGUUUUUGGUUUAUGUGAAUUUCAUGGUUAGUUGCCUAACAUAGCAAUUGUCUAGAUUAGUGUCUUCGCCUUGCUAAACCGGCUAAUGCUAACCAACACUUUUAGCAAGCUAACGGUAGCUAGCCAGUCGCAAUGGAAAUGCAACAGCUUGCCGACUCUUUUUCAGACUUUUAGCUUGUUACCGUUUGUUAGUUAAGCAUUCGCUAUCUGUUUUAUGUCUCAGGUUAUAGCUAGCGAAGUUGCCAUCUGGAAUAGCGAGAUAUAGUUAGCGAAGGUGCCAUCUGGAAUGCGGAAUCAUUUUUUUUUUACCAACAAUAGAUUGUAUCGUUUGGGCAGACUAGUAUGUCCGACUCGACGUAGAAUAGACAGUAGUGUAAUAACUUUAGAUAUUAAUGUUUGCCAUCCGAUUAGUUGUUUUCGACAUAAUGAUGAUUAGCCGAUCAGAUCGAACCUCCAGCGGCAUAACGUUACCCAAGUACUGUAACUAGCUUGUACUCUGGAGAUCGAGCCGACAGUUCAUUGAAAUCAUGGACAGUGAAGUGUCAGACUUUGAGCCUGCACCAGGGCUUGAGAGCAGUAUGGAGGGCGAGAAUGCACCAGUGUACUGCAUUUGUCGAAAACCUGACAUCAAUUGCUUCAUGAUUGGUUGUGACAACUGUAAUGAGUGGUUUCAUGGUAAUUGCAUCAAUCUCACAGAGAAGAUGGCCAAAGCUAUCAGGCAGUGGUACUGCCUGCGAUGCCGAGACAAAAACCCAUCAUUGGAGAUAAAAUACCGUCCAAAGAAGAGCCGUGAAAAGGAGGCAGAGGGCCAGAGAGAGCCAGAGAGAAAAUUUGAAAGACAAAACAGCACUCCAGAUUAUAAAUCUGAAAGGCGCCGUGGAUCAAAGGUUAAGCGCUCUGCUCGUAUGUGUGGAGAGUGCGAGCCCUGCUUGAGGACUGAGGACUGCGCCACAUGUGACUUCUGCAAGGACAUGAAGAAAUUUGGGGGUCCCAACAAAAUAAGACAGAAGUGUCGAUUUAGGCAGUGUGACGUCCGAGCCAGGAAAAUGUUGCGUGUGAAGGAUGAAGAGUUUAAUUUGCGUGAAAGGCGGGAUAAUUCCUACCACCGGAGAAGACGAUACUCAGACGACUACGAUAGUGAGGCAGAACUCUAUGAAAAGUACAAGGCAGCGGGAUAUGACGACAACAUGCCAUGGCUCAGUGAUGAGGAUGACGGGCCUCCAUUCAGCCCUGUCCUGCGAAAGAAAGCUGUGAAGGUCAAGCAUGUGAAGAGACGGGAAAAUAAAUUUGACAAGAAAAAAGAGUCACGGCGGCACAAACAGAAACAGAAGCACAAGGACAAAGUCAGGCACAGUGAUAGGGGCGAUGCCAGGGAUGGAGGAGGGCAGCGACAGUGCCUCGGGCCCAGCUGUGUGGAAGCUGCACGAGCCAACUCAAAAUACUGCUCAGAAGAAUGUGGCAUGAAGCUGGCUACCAACCGGCUCUAUGAGAUACUCCCUCAACGUAUCCAGCAGUGGCAGCAGAGCCCCUGCAUCGCUGAGGAGCAGGGCAAGAAGCAACUGGAGCGGAUCCGAAGGGAUCAGCAGAAUGCACGCAUGCGUCUCACUGACAUGGAGAAACGCUUCCACGAGCUGGAGGGAAUCAUUGCUAAGGCCAAGCAGCAGGUAGUCCAGCAGGAUGAGGAGACAAAUGAAGGGGACAAUGAAGAAACAGACCUGAUGAUUUUCUGUGUGUCCUGCAGUCACCCUAUCAACCCAAAGGUGGCACUGCGACAUAUGGAGAGAUGCUAUGCUAAGUAUGAGAGCCAGACAUCUUUUGGUUCAAUGUACCCAACAAAGAUCGAAGGAGCAACAAGACUCUUCUGCGAUGUGUACAACCCCCAGAGCAAAACCUACUGCAAGAGGCUUCAGGUUUUGUGCCCAGAACAUUCCAGGGACCCAAAGGUCCCAGGGGAUGAGGUGUGCGGCUGUCCUCUGGUUCGUAAUGUGUUUGAGGCAACAGGCGAAUACUGCAGGGUUUCUAAACGCAAAUGUAAUAAGCACUACAACUGGGAGAAGCUCAGGAGAGCUGAGGUGGACCUGGAGCGUGUCAGAGUGUGGUACAAGCUGGAUGAGCUCUUUGAGCAGGAGCGCAACGUCAGGACUGCUAUGACCAACAGGGCAGGUCUACUUGCUCUCAUGCUGCACCAAACCAUUCAGCACGACCCCCUGACAACGGAUCUCCGUUGCAACAAGGACAGAUAGCCGGCUGCAUCUUCAUGUUAUUUCUGAGUGGCAUUUUCGUACAUCUUUGUUAGAGAUUUAUAGUAUCUUUUUGUAGCGACUUUGGAUUUUAAGACCUUUGCUGAUGUUGAAAAACUGAAUAUUUGAAUGGUAAAUUAAUAUUUUCCUUGUGUCCAGCACUAUUGAGGUCUUGUCACUUCUGGUAUCUUGCUAAUUAUAGUCCAAAAAUAAAGACUGUGAUCAAGCUCUCCUGCAAAUGGAAAAUCCUUGGUCAAGCCAUCUGUGCUGUAGAAUCUGCGUGUGCAUGCACUCACAUUAUGGUAUAGCUGACCCCAUUUAGUUGACUGGACAAUUGUUUGUUUGGUAGAUUGAAUUAGUUGAGCAGUAGCAAAAAAUAAUAUUUCAUGGGGCACGAAUCAGACCGGUGUCUUGUACACGUCUGAGUGGACUGCUCCAUUGUGGAGGACAUGGGGAGGGCACAGUCCAUGAAAUGUGCUACUGAAAUUCUAUUCGGUUAUAUUACAUAAGAACAAUGGUGCAACGCUAAUAGCAAUUAUAAUAUUAAACACAUGCGCUUUUUCUAGUGUUGGAUAGUGGCGCUGUUCACGAUUCAGAAAAAUGUCUGUGUGCUCUUGAAUUGGCACCUUUUCCUAGACCAUGUUGCUAUGUGCAUAAUAGCAGAGUCAACCAGCAUACUGGUGUUGAGAAAAAUACAGUGGAGGCAGCAGCAGAAUGAGAUGAGAACAGCCCUUGGCUUAUUGUCUCAGAAAAUUGAGGGGAACGGGAACCCCAACUUAAUUAGGUCUGCUCAGUCUAUCUGUUGAAUAUGCCUGGCUUCAUAUAUCUACAAAAAUAAAACAGAUCCUGCUUCUGUUGCCUGUUUGAGUGUUUAAUAGCUUACUGCUUCAGUGAGCACCAAGCCUCACAAUUACAUGUCAAGUAAACAAUUUUACAAAUUCAGCUGUUUUUAAUCUUUGCUUUGCUGUAAUAAAGGCUUUACACUUUUCA